ACCUCCUCUCAUCCCGUGUAUUAUUGCUGCUGAGAUAGGGGUUGAACUCUUUUCUACAUUUUUUCUCCCGGCAAAUCUUAUUGCUUGCUUAUUUCAGUGAUAGUACAGUGUUUCUUUGGCUAUAUUUAUGGUGGGUAAUCAGUAUGACCUGUCCCUACCAAUAUUAUGUUAAUAGUUCCCUUUAUGCCACCUGGUCUACGCUACAAAUCAUGGUAGCCUUUGUGGUUUUAUUCCUACCACUUUAUGUUGGAGUGCGGCAAUUGACGACUCGAAAAGUUUUUUAAUGAUUGCUCAUCAUUUUUGCAUUUGAAACUAACACAAAGCAGCGAAUGACAAUUUUGAUAUAUAAAAUUCUUCUCUUAAGUACCCUACUCUAUAAGUAGCCAACUCUGUGUGCCUACAUUCCUAGCUAGCUGAAGUACCCUUGUCCUCUUCUAGUGUAAUAAUGACCAAAUCAAAAAUUUCCAUUCAACUUCCUGUUCUUGAUUUGUCUCAACCUGUAGAGUCCACCUUCCUCUCUGCACUCUCUCAAGCAUGUCAAGAAUGGGGGUUUUUCUAUGUUAUCAAUCACGGUAUACCUGAAAGUAUAUUCAGUGAGCUUUGUUUGCUAUCGGAGCAUAUAUUCAGCCUUCCUCAGGAAUUGAAACUCAAACUAGGUCCAUCAUCAUCAAUCCAGACCUACACUCCACGUUUUAUAGCAUCUCCUUACUUUGAAAGUUUACGAGUGUCUGGACCCAACUUUAUGGCCUCUGCAAAGGCGUCUGCUGAUGAACUUUUUGGCUCACAAAAUCAUGAAAUAAGCAAUGCGUUGCAAGAGUAUGGAAGCAAGGUGAUUGAGGUGUCAAAGAUAGUUAUAGAGGUUCUGUUGAAGUGCUUGGGCAAUGAUUACGAAGAGAAGUAUCACAAGACAGAAUUCAGCAACUGUCAUGGUUAUUUGAGGAUUGUAAAUUAUUCCCCACCUGAAAAUGUAAAAGAAAAAGAGGUCGAAGGACUUGGAAUGCAUACUGAUAUGAGUUGCAUAACACUAGUCUAUCAAGAUGAGAUUGGUGGGCUUCAGAUGAGAUCCAAGGAAGGGGAGUGGUUGAAUAUAGAUCCUUGCAAGGGUUCUUUGGUGGUUAAUAUUGGAGAUUUGAUGCAGGCUUGGAGCAAUGGAAGGUUUAGGUCAUCUGAACACCGAGUUGUUCUUAAGCAACCAGUGAACCGCCAUUCUCUGGCUUUCUUUUGGUGUUUUGAGGAUGAGAAGGUGAUAUUGGCACCCAAUGAUGUUGUGGGGAAAGGUAACGCAAGGAUUUACAAGCCAUUUGUCUGUGCUGACUAUCUGAAAUUUAGGGAGAGUAACGAGGAAGGAAAGUUUGAGAAAAUUGGAUACACUGUCAAGGAUUUUGCAGGGGUUAAGAUUCAAGCAACAGUCACUACAAUGCUAUAAGUACUGUUUAACAUGUGAUAUGUGGUUCUGUAUGGUGAAUUCGCUAUUCAUAUUCAUGUUCCUGGUUUUUCAUACUCUGCCGUCGAAGAUGGUUGAUGAUGGAGAAAUUGCUCUGCAGUAAUGUUCAGAUUGCUUCCACUCCUUCCUGCCCCCUUUCUAUGUUUCGAUAGCAGUAUUUAAGAUUCAGUAUUUAAGAUUGUCUCUUUGUAUCUGGAAUUGGUGUGGUUUUGUUGUGUGAUUUGUAUCAGUGUUUGGCUUAUACUUGACAUGGGAAGAGCAGGGGAGCGAUGUCGAUUGAAACUAAGUUGUAGGAGAUUUUGUGCCAAAUGUACUAGUUGUUAGUUUGAAAGGAGAAAAGACGAAACAUGUAAUGUUGAUAUUGCAUUCCGUUGAAAUGGAAUUCAACAAAUGCAUUUUAA
This is a messenger RNA of Syzygium oleosum, 1845 nucleotides long. RefSeq names its product gibberellin 20-oxidase-like protein. The record is from RefSeq and is a predicted model, not a curated record. The transcript is spliced from 2 exons. Lineage: Eukaryota; Viridiplantae; Streptophyta; Magnoliopsida; Myrtales; Myrtaceae. Bases 446 to 1426 code for a protein of 326 amino acids. Gene Ontology annotation, molecular function: dioxygenase activity.